AGAGAAAUGUAGAGAGACCGGCACACCACCACCAUUAGCCACCUGUCAGUCCAGGUGGAGAAACGUACUGCUGGACAUCUGAGCCUGGAGGUUUUACUGAAAGACACCUCUUUAACUCGGGAGAGUUUACAUUUCUUUUAUUUAUUUAACUAUCAGUCUUUUUUAGGGUUUUAUUUAAUAUUUGUGUUUUGGAAGGAACUGAACUUUAGUCUUGCUGUGGCCACUAGCAGAUGUACUCUAUGGUUUACUGAAUCCCAACCAGCAAGGUAUUUUUUGAGGAGGAUUGUUUUCAUCAGUCUCUGUUGAUCCUUAGACUGAAUCCUUAAGGAGUUUUCUGUUGGUGUGGCGGUUUCUGAGAGACCCAUCUUCGGAUAAGCGGCGUGAUCAUGGCAGACUUCCCGUCCAAGGUUACCACGGAGACCAGCUCCCCCCACUCCCAGAGCUCUCAGCAGGGGGGCAACAGCCUCCAAGGGCUGGCCGCUAACUUCACCACUAUGAUGGACAUGUCCUUUAUCCGAAGCAUCCCGGCCAUCCUCAUGAUUGUUGAAAUAGUUCUGGGGCUGCUCCAGUGGGCGUUGAUAGCCGGUGCCCCCUACACUUUGCUGCCAGCAUAUGGCUGGGUGAUGUUUGUGGCCGUCACUCUGUGGAUCCUCACCACAAUCCUCUUCUUCAUGAUCCUGUUCGACGGCCGGCAAAAGCUCACGUUCAUCCCCUGGCCCCUGACGGUAAUGGUGUAUUUCGCCGGAGCCACGGUCCUCUAUCUGACCGCCUUCCUGGCCAACGCAGCAUCUGUGCAACCCUUCUACUUCACGAUUUUCUACGGACAAAUGGCAGCCGCCGCUUUCUUCGGUGCUGUGGUGACCGUGGCGUACGGGGCCAGUGCCUUCUUCUCCUAUUUGGCCUGGAAGGGAGAUGGAGGGAACGCUGCCACCAACACAGUGCCCACCUAGGACUCAAUCCUGAUCCUGGAAAAAGAUGCCUUGUGUUUUUUCUCCCCCUCAAGAUACUGUAGUUAAAUCCUGACCUCUUCUUAAACCAAGUGUUACCAAUGAGACAAAACCUAAUUCAGACGAAAAUAUCCUCUAUUAUAUAUACUACUCAGUCAAACUCAGUAGACUUUUACCUUAACAUUAUAAAAAAGAAAUUGUACAUCAGCACUGGAUUGUCCACAUAAAAUGUAUUGUACUACAUACUACAACACAAUGUUUCUUUGAAGCGGCUCUAGUGGACUGCACUGAGGCCUCAAAUUUAGAUUUCUCAAAAUAUUACCUUUUUAUAAUACUAUUGUAUAUACACAAAUAUAGCAGACAGUGUCUUCAAGUGUUGGUAAUAACACAGCGUAUUGGCAUACUAGGACCUCCAAGUUAUGCAGCCCAGGCCCCCAGAUAGCUCAGUUGGUAGAGAGGGUGACCGUAUAUAGAGGUUUACUCCUCAACGCAGCGGCCCUUUGCUGCGUGUCAGUGCCCUUUUCUCUUCCCUGUCAUGUUUUCAAUUGUACUGUCAAAAAUAAAGGCAAAAAAAUUAUCUUUAAAAAUAUAUAUAUAUAUAUAUACAGCCGGACCUAGUGGCAGCUAAUGGGGAUUCAAAAAAAAGAACAAAGAAUAACCAAAUCCCCUCACCAGCAUCUCUAAAGUUCAAUGAUUCAUUUGUUAUCUUUGAAAAUAGCCAGGUUAGCGGUUUCCCUGAUUCCAGUCUUUAUGCUAAGCUCUGAUAACUGGCUGCUGGCUAUAGCUUUAUACGUAAUGUACAGUACUAUGAUAUGUCAUUUAUCAAGGAAAAAAACGCGAUGAUACGUAACUCCUGAAAAUUGUUUGUUUAGUAUUUCUUGUUUACAGGUGGUGGUAGCAUUGGUCGGGCUGGGGAGUACUGGCCCGAUAAGCCUGAACCAGUGUAGGUCCAUGUCAUAACGUGCUUGACUCCUGCUUUUGCUUUCUGUGAUGCUCAUAUUAGGGUUAUGCUGUAACACACCAACAUGGCAGUGGAGAUGUGAAGAAUGACUGUAUGCAUAGUAUCUGUGUCCUGCGGUCUUUGACUUAUGUACAGUGCAUGUGCUUUUAUGAAAUGUGUUUCUUUUUGUACCAAUAAUUUAAAUACUAGUGAAAUCCUGUGGGGAGCUCUGGGGCUCAAACAUGCACUUGUUGAAAUAAAGCACUUGGAUGAUUU
Etheostoma spectabile (orangethroat darter) is the source of this 2163-nucleotide messenger RNA. It is a transcript of the gene pllp, whose product is annotated as plasmolipin. Gene Ontology annotation, cellular component: membrane. Gene Ontology annotation, molecular function: structural constituent of myelin sheath. The record is from RefSeq and is a predicted model, not a curated record. The coding region runs from base 387 to 950 and encodes 187 amino acids. Gene Ontology annotation, biological process: myelination. The transcript is spliced from 4 exons. NCBI's taxonomy places the organism in Eukaryota, Metazoa, Chordata, Actinopteri, Perciformes, Percidae.